GAUAAGAAAUGAUUCGUUUAUCUUUGGUGUGUUUAAUUUUUAUUAGCUUAACAAUUGCCAGAAAACAUGAAACUUUUGAUGCUCCAUUUAUAAUCGACAAAAAUGGUUCCAUGAUGUUAAUGAUUAAUGGAUAUAAUUAUACUUUAAAUGAGAAAUUGACUUUAAAAGUAACAGAUGAAAUAUGCGAAACCGAUAUCGACUUUUCGAGAGCAAAUGAAACAGAGAAAAAUAACAGAAAAGGAAUUCGUUUAAUGAAAGUGGAAUGUGAAACGGAGAUUGAAGAUAAUGAAAGUACAGAAAGCGUAGAAGCAACGAAUACAACAGAGAAGAAAAAUUAACUUCUUUUCUAAGAUGAAAUUUAUCAUUCAAUUGCUGGAUUAUUGUCUUUAUUGUUAAAUUACAUCUUUUGGUUGUAAUUUGCA
Schistosoma curassoni is the source of this 422-nucleotide messenger RNA. NCBI's taxonomy places the organism in Eukaryota, Metazoa, Platyhelminthes, Trematoda, Strigeidida, Schistosomatidae. The record is from the annotation of a GenBank genome assembly.